UGCACCAUGCACCAUGCACUAACCUAACUAAAUGUUAGUGUGAUAAAAAAUCAUAUGCGUUGGGUCGCCCUGUGAUAUACGUGGCGGCUCUGCAGACCGGUUACCGAAGGAUUUUGCUCCACAUUUGAUACAUAUUUGUGCUGCAUGAUGUCAGAGAAAAUUCAGGAUGAAGAGUUGCCGCUACCUAGUCAUCUCAGUGUUUAUAAAAACACUUUCUUGUCUAAGUUUAAGGUAACUUACAUGCCCGAGUACGAGAAGCUGAAAUGCCGUGACGACGAUGUCUAUGUCAUGUCCUAUCCGAAAUGUGGUACAACAUGGAUGCAGGCAAUCGUCUGGCUCGUCAUGAAUGACGCAGACGUCGCAUUCCAAGGUGGCAGUAAGGCACUCGAUGAAUUAUUCCCACUGCUGGAGUGGCCACUCUAUAGUAAAAAGUUGGCAGAGAUCGCAAAGCUGAAGAAACUUCCAGAAUGUCCCGACUGGGAGGCGAGACCAUCGCCAAGGCUCUUCAAAACACAUCUGAAUUUUCAACUUCUUCCAACCGAAAUCGUAGAAAGGACCAAAACUCCAAAAGUAUAUUAUAAUUAA
Messenger RNA from Priapulus caudatus, 585 nucleotides. RefSeq names its product sulfotransferase family cytosolic 1B member 1-like. The coding region runs from base 145 to 585 and encodes 146 amino acids. Gene Ontology annotation, cellular component: cytoplasm. Gene Ontology annotation, molecular function: sulfotransferase activity. Gene Ontology annotation, biological process: sulfation. The record is from RefSeq and is a predicted model, not a curated record. The transcript is spliced from 2 exons. Lineage: Eukaryota; Metazoa; Priapulida; Priapulimorpha; Priapulimorphida; Priapulidae.